Bradysia coprophila is the source of this 1893-nucleotide messenger RNA. RefSeq lists its product as uncharacterized. NCBI's taxonomy places the organism in Eukaryota, Metazoa, Arthropoda, Insecta, Diptera, Sciaridae. The record is from RefSeq and is a predicted model, not a curated record.
UUUUGUUGGCAUGUGCCAUUGGUCCAUGAGAAAAUCGACCACAAUGCUAGUGAGCAUGCGUGUGUAGUGCAAAUAUAUUUCCAUGAAUCAAAAAAAAACUCUGAAAUGCUUUUAGUUUCAUGUUUUUUUUGUGUGUGAAUAUAAUGCAAGGAAAAAACGAAACAUUCAGUCUUUACAUUGAAUUCAAAUAUUUAACAUUGAACGUCCCACUCAAUUCUCAACCGAAAUGCCUCAUUAUAGCAGUCUUCGUAAUUAUUAUUUGUUAAUAAAAUCGAGUUGUAAUUUGCGAUACUGGUGUGCAUAGUAUCGAUACUUCCGUGGUGUUUCACAGACAUGAUAAUUGUGUCGUACGUUAUAACACACCUAUGUAUAGCCAAUUCACCACUCUACAAAUACGUCGUUUGACAUGAAAUUGAUUAGAUAUUAGAAUUUGUAGAAAUUCGAAAAUAAGUGCAGAUAACGGCUUAUAUUGUGGGUGCUUCCAACAAUAGCUGACUGAAUUAGUACGUAAUCUAUCGGUCGACAGAUUGAAGUGUGUUUCGCUGUGAACAUUUUUGUUAAAAAUGAAAAAUACCGCUUACACCGGUGAAAGCGAUGAAGUGGCCAUAGAAAUGAAUCAACAACAAGAAAUUGAUUUUCGACUACCGCCUCCAUAUUCGGUGGAACCGACAUCGAUACCAAAUUUUGAACCGUCCAGUGCUUUCGGCUCAACCGUUCCAAAUUCCACUUUGAAUUUAUUUAAUGAGACUCUGAACGACAAAGAAAGGUUCAUACUGGCUCCAAUGGGACGUGUUGGCUUUGCGUCAAGAAACAUUGUUGUGCAAUUACAAAAUGCUGCACAACAGCCAAUUAUGUCUAUAAUGACUGUGCCAGGACGUAGCAUUUCAACUGGAACGGGUAAUGAUGAUUCCAUUCGCGUAGGUUCUGUUAUACAAAUGAUCAACACAUCCGGUCAGGUUUUGCUCACAGCAAAGGAAAACGGUCAAUCGAUGACAAUAUCGUCUGGAGAUCAAGUUCUGGGAAUGGUGGAAGGAAAUUUGUUAUGCGGUACGACUCUAAGUGCUAGAAGUGUCAUGGGCGAAGUGCUAUUUCAAAGUAUUGGAGGAACAGAAAUGAGUCCAAUUACUUCUGUAGGAUGUUUCGGUUCCUCUCCGUCAGAGUUUACCCUAAUGUCAAACAGAGGCGUUGCACUUGCACGCAUUGCACGACCAAUGAAUGGCACGGAAGGCUGCUCAAUAACACUUUUUAGCUCGCGCAACAUUGGCAUACGCACUAAAGCCCUUCUAGUAUUUACCGCGUACUUAAUGUAUUAUGCAUUUUUAGCAGAAACUACCAUCGGAAAUAUAGGUGCUCGUGGACUUGCUAAGCGACUAUUCAUGUGUUUUUGUAUUUUUUUCGUCGUUGUUUUGCUACUGUUCAUAUUAAUUCCAGUAAUCGUUCUGACAACUCGGUAGGCACAACGUUCCUAUUUUAUAUGGUACAAUAUUGCCUUCGGCUAUUGAGCAACGACAUAAUAAUUACUGUUGAAGAACUGUAUUAAGCUGUGAGAUUAAAUAUAAGAACUUUCCGCAGAGUAACUUCAAGCUUCUCCUUAAAAACUGUCGCUAACGUUACGGGAGCGUUCUGAACUGUACCACAAUUUUAACUAUGUUUAAAAGUUUCCAUACCAGAGAAGUGAAAACAGAUGGCGCUGCGUUGAUGCGUCUCCGUUGAGGCUGCUUCAACGCCAUCUGGUAUCAUUUCUCUGUUCCAUACGGUUUCCUAUUAAACGAGAUUUUACAAUUUAAAGGUAUCAAGUCUAUUUUACGCGAAAAACAACUCAUAUCAUAUUAGCAAGUUCACUUCUACAGAGAAAUAAUAAUAAUAAAAAUAAUUCAGACGAAUAGUCGAUGU